This is a messenger RNA of Laccaria bicolor S238N-H82, 1743 nucleotides long. RefSeq lists its product as uncharacterized. Gene Ontology annotation, molecular function: phosphoprotein phosphatase activity. The transcript has 2 exons. The coding region runs from base 1 to 1743 and encodes 580 amino acids. Lineage: Eukaryota; Fungi; Basidiomycota; Agaricomycetes; Agaricales; Hydnangiaceae. The record is from RefSeq and is a predicted model, not a curated record.
AUGAGGCGGAUGUCGCCAGAUUAUAGCGGAAACGCCUACAAGCACUCCAGAGGCCUCGCUUACGACUACAACUACGACCCAUCCAACCGCGAUUCCCCAGGCAAAGCUGGGAAACUUGACCCGUAUUCAGACGACUAUUCCAUUCCGCCCAAGAGCCCGCCUCGCCGUUCGCGGUCGUUUGAUGCGUAUAGUAACGCUGGCACAUCUUCUAGACGCCCUGAUUGUUCAAGAAAGGACGUGGCUAGAGUAGGACGAAUGCCAACACCUGCCAUUCCCGACUCCCCGUCUCAGGAGUCCCUCAAACGGUCCAAUAAAGUCACCCCUCCAUCCGCCUCGUCAAAACGCAAUUUCUCAGGAAAAGUCGAUCCAUAUUCAGAACCCUUUUCCGUCCCAUCCAUCAGCCCGCCCCGCAUUCCGCGAUCUCCCAAGAGCCCACACCGCAGUUCGCAAUCUCCUGAUGCCGGUACCUCUUCAAGACACCCUGACCAUCCAGGAAAGGGAGCGGUUAGAGUGGGGCGGAAGCCAACACCACCCCCAAUCCCUGCAUCCCCCACUCUUGAGUAUCUACGAACAUCCCUCGAACCCUCCAACAAGCUCACUUCCCCAUCCGCCUCUCGCAAACUGCUCAUUCUGGAUCUCAAUGGAACCCUGGUUUUCCGCAGCCCCCACCGCAAAGAUUUCUACCAACACGCCACCUAUUCCACUCCACGACCCGUCCGCCACGUGUACCCCAGACCGUAUCUCCCUUCGCUCCGUGAUUAUCUGUUCCACCCUACGACGAGGACGUGGCUCGAUACGAUGGUCUGGAGCUCCGCACAGCCGCAUAGCGUUGCUGAUAUGGUGGACAAGUGUUUUGCGGAGAGGAAGGAGGAGCUGGUGGCCGUUUGGGCUAGGGAUACCCUUGGACUCGACGAACAGUCUUAUCACCGCAAAUCAGAGACUACCAAAGACCUAGCAAAGCCAUGGUCCGCGCUCCACCUCGAUUCCACUACAUCCGCCGACUCGGCACAGAAACAUUCUGCAUUGACGACUAUUCUGGUAGACGAUUCCCCGCUCAAAGCCAAGCUCCAACCAUACAACCACCUCUGCGUGCGUGAAUACGCUGCCACCACGCGCGGGACGGACGUAGCUGUCAGGGACGCCGAGGUGCUUGCUGCCCGUGCCAAACUCUCGGUACCCACAUUCAAAGUAGAUGAGACUGAAGACCGGAUAUCCGCGAAGAAACGGAAACGCAAGGAGAAGAAAAGGGGAUGGGUGGAGAGGAAGAAGGCUGAGAAGAAGUUGUGGAAGGUGGGCGAGAAGGCGAGGGUGCUGGGUGGGGAGUAUGAUGAGAUGUUGUUGGCGGUGGUGGGGAUUUUGGAGGAGGUGAAGGUGCAGGGGAACGUCGCGGGGUGGAUGAGGGGUGGUGGUUUGAUGUUGGGCGAGGAGGGGGAGGGGGAGGUGGAUUCUAGUGCGAAGAAGAGGAGGUUGUCGGAUGGGGCGGAAAUUUCGGAUUCUCCUGGAACUCCUCCUCCCCCGUCGUCGCCGUCGCCGCAACCUUUGCUUGAAGAAGACGCCUCGACGUCCGCAAUCACUCCUUCCGCCUUCACGGGAAUCCCAAUGAACAAGUCUGACACGGAGGAAACAUCUAUAUGGUUUGAAGAUCAGGAAUUGGUAGAGUGGUGGGCUGAUAUGGGUAGGGUGGCCCUUGAUGGGCUUGGAAUUGAGGUUGUUAGUGGCGUUGUUGGCACUUAUGAUAGAUGA